ACGGUCCUUGAGUAUCGUGAUCCCUCUCCCGUUAGCUAGCUAACCCUGCCCGAGCAGCAGCUGUGCCAUGUGCCGCAGCACUGCCGACGGCAGAUCACAGUAGAAAACGGGACUUUGUGUGAAAUAAAUGAAACGCUCGCUGUAUAUUUAGGUCGGGCUCUUCUUCUUAUUGCACGUCUACUCGUUUGACGACCCGUUGCUGUCACGUUCCCCCGUUGAGCUAGCUAAGAAGCGAUGUGACAAAGCUAGCUCCCUCACUAGCUAGCGUUAGCUCGCCUCAAGGGCUAACGUUACAGAUAACAAUGACAAGUACAACACUGGCCCAGAUUGGCCUAGGAGGUCAACGAGCAGCCUAUAAUUAAACGUGAGCGAACGGCUUAUGUAGUCAAAAAAACGUGGCGUUAAAUUGUUAUGGAAGAUACUGAAGAUGUGGUUGAUUUUCACUAGUGUCGCCUAAAUUAAUUUAGCGUAAACGUUGAUGUUACUAGAGUAAGCAGACGCUAGUUUAACAAUCCACUAUUUGUGGUGUUGCAUUAUCAUGCAUUUCACUUUAAAGACUAAAUCUAUCUCAAACAACAAUUUAAGUCAUCAACUUGAAAUCGUAAACUUUCCAUACUGUUAAUAAUACAAUCACGUUAUGUUAUUUGCACGCAACAAUCUAACUGAAUUAAAAUAAUCAAAAGUCUGUUGUUUUGUAUUUCCUUCUUUACAAAACACUCAUUAAAUGCACAAGUUAAAAUAAACUGGACACAUUUGGAACGUUAAUUAGAAAAUGUUUACAAGCAAUUAAUUUAGUUAAUCGAGGGAAGGUGUGCGAAUCACAGACACUGUGCACACCUUCACUCUCAGGUUACACUUAGUCCCACCUGUCAGUUUAACCAGUCUUAAUGUAUGACCGUAUUUCAUCUGCCAGUGGGAAUAAAAACACACACACAAAUAUUUAAUGUCACAUGUUUUCAAAUCUUUAAAAUUAUUACUACGACAUGUAAUGACAGUACUUAGAAAUCCGUUCAUCGGCUUCCUAUGAAAGUAUUUUUUAAAUCUGAAGUAUAUGGCUCAAUAUCAAUUUUCUGUGUUUUUCAUUCAAAGUCCAUCCUUUGUUUUGGAGAUGACUGCAUGCUCUAGAUGCCUCGCAUCAAUACAAAGUAUGCAGUUUCAAGAGUCCCUGAAGACAGUGGUUGAGGCAGCUGUGGUUGGAGUUACCGUGCUCAGCCUGUGUGAAAAGGGAGAUGCCUUCAUUAUGGCAGAAACUGGGAAGAUCUUCAAGAAGGAAAAAGACAUGAAGAAAGGUAUUGCUUUUCCUACUUGUGUGUCAGUGAACAACUGUGUUUGCCACCACUCUCCUCUGAAGAGUGAUGCUAAUGUCAUGCUGAAGGAUGGGGACCUUGUCAAAAUUGAUCUGGGUGUGCACGUUGAUGGCUUCAUCUCAAAUGUGGCUCACACCUUAGUUGUUGGCGUGACCAAGGACAACCCACUGACCGGACGGAAGGCUGAUGUUAUCAAAGCCGCUCACCUCUGCGCUGAAGCUGCUCUGCGUCUUGUUAAGCCAGGAAAUCAGAACUCAAAGGUCACAGAAGCCUGGAACAAGAUUGCAAAGUCAUUCAAGUGCUCCCCUAUUGAAGGCAUGCUCUCCCAUCAGCUCAAACAACAUGUGAUCGAUGGGGAGAAAACUAUCAUCCAAAACCCAACAGAUCAGCAAAAAAAGGACCAUGAUAAGGCUGAGUUUGAGGUGCAUGAAGUAUAUGCAGUGGAUGUGCUAAUCAGCACUGGAGAGGGCAAGGCAAAGGAUGGCGGUCAGAGGACCACCGUUUACAAACGAGACCCCAACAAGGUUUACGGCUUAAAGAUGAAGACAUCUCGCACAUUCUUUAGUGAGAUGGAGAGGCGUUUCCAUACAAUGCCUUUCACUCUGAGAGCAUUUGAGGAUGAAGGCAAGGCCAGGUUAGGUGUGGUUGAGUGUGCCAAACAUGAGCUGCUGCAGCCAUUCAAUGUGCUGCAUGAGAAAGAGGGUGAAAUUGUUGCCCAGUUUAAGUUCACCGUGUUGCUCAUGGCCAAUGGACCGCUGCGAAUCACAAACAGCCUCUUUGAGCCUGAGCUCUACAAGUCUGAGCAUGACGUGGAGGACCCAGAGUUGAAGGCUUUGCUUCUAACCUCAGCCAGCCGUAAGACUCAGAAGAAGAAGAAAAAGAAGGCCACAAAGGCUAUUGAGAGUGCAACCAGACAGGCAAUGGACACUGAAGCUGCAGAAUAGAUUUCUCUGACAGACAUCUGAAGACCCAAAGAACAGACGCCACGAAUCCUUCUGUCCCAGCUGUCUGAGGCUCUUGCGGGCAUAGCCGCUGUGAAUACCUCUGAAUCUAAAUGAUGUCAUUCUGGGAUGAUGCUGCUCCUAAAUUCUGUCACGCCACCUAUACUACACACACACAAACACGUACAUCUCUAAUAAAUCUCAUUGCUUUUGAGACAGUUUUUGUCUUCUCUUGACAGGAGACAAAAAUUCUGCUACAAAAGAGGAAAUUAUGAAUUUGUUUGACCUUCAGCCUUUGUACCUGAAAGAUAUUGGAAAAUAAAAUGGAUUUGACAGAGCGGCCAAGGAUGACAAAAGGCACAAUACUGUGUUGGCCUAAUGGUGUGGCAUUAAGAUAACUCAACAUUGUCAUUAUAAUGAAGCCACGCCUUUUUUAAAUGAGUUUUAACUGGUCAUGGUCAGAAAUGUGAAACGCCUGUCUUGAACCUUGAAGUUACAAGCAUCACAUUGGUCAUUAUUACUGUUGUAUUCAGCAUAAUUACUGCAUUUAUACAGCUCUUUUAGUUCUGUCUGCUAGUACAUUGUGUGUACUUCUAGGAAUAUACUGUAGGUAACUGCUAACAAUUAGUAAAACGGACUAUUUUAGACCUAGUUGAGUAAUUUAAAUGGCAAACAAUAAUUUCUUAGUUGUGGAUGGCCGAACUCCUGCCAAGGAUUGAGCGUUCAGGCUUCUGGUGCCACCAUCAAGUCUGACAGUCUGUGUUUACAGAAGAAUUCCAUACCUGUUAAAUGUAUGGAUGCUUUUGUAAAACAAAUCCCAGUUUCAGAGACUAUUUUUGGAAACAUUAAAAAGCCACUUGACAUCA
Messenger RNA from Pseudoliparis swirei, 3114 nucleotides. RefSeq names its product proliferation-associated 2G4, b (gene pa2g4b). The record is from RefSeq and is a predicted model, not a curated record. Bases 1052 to 2251 code for a protein of 399 amino acids. NCBI's taxonomy places the organism in Eukaryota, Metazoa, Chordata, Actinopteri, Perciformes, Liparidae. The transcript has 13 exons.